AUGAGCUCAACUGAAGCAGAAACAACCUGCUCAGCAGGGUGGAGUGGACGCAGUAGACGCAUGGUGUCCAGUGCCUUUCUCUCAUGGGUAGCACCUCUUGUGAUACUUUCAUUGUCACAGGUGCGCAUAGUCCAUGGCGACUGCUGGCUGAUCGAAGGGGAGAAGGGCUUUGUGUGGUUAGCCAUCUGCAGCCAGAAUCAGCCACCCUACGAGGCAAUCCCACUGCAUAUAAACAACACCAUCGUGGACCUCAGACUCAACGAGAACAAGAUCCGGAGCAUCCAAUUCUCUGCCUUGAGUCGGUUCACCAACCUUACCUACCUUAACCUCACCAAGAACGACAUCUCCUACAUUGAAGAUGGGGCUUUCUCCUCACAGUUCAACCUUCAAGUACUCCAGAUCGGUUUCAACAAGCUAAGAAACUUAACUGAGGGGAUGCUACGAGGUCUUGGGCGACUGCAGUACCUUUACCUGCAAGCCAACCUGAUAGAGACUGUCACGCAUAAUGCCUUCUGGGAGUGUCCUCUCAUUGAGAACAUCGACCUUUCCAUGAAUCGUAUCCAGCAGCUCGAUGGUAGAACUUUCAGUGGUCUGGCCAAGCUGACGACAUGCGAGCUGUAUGCUAACCCUUUCAGUUGUUCUUGCGAGCUGCUAGGUUUCCUUUAUUGGCUUGCCGCGUUCCCCAACCGCACAAGUGAAAGGAUGGUAUGUGAUUCUCCUGCCGGUUUUUCCGGCUACAGCCUCCUCAGCCAGAAUCCCAGGAUGCCCACUUAUCGGAAUGCUUACCACGCUCUCACCACUGUGUGCACAGAUGAUAACGUCACCCCAUUCCUCUUAGGAACUUCAGAUGGAGGCACACCCACUCUCCCACCAGAUCUAAGUCCUUGUGGAUUAGAUGAUUGCCCUUCCGGAACACUCCCAGAGGAGCCCAUUACAAUCAGCCCUGCAUAUGUGGACCCAGAGAUCCGUCCAAAUAUGAAACUAAAAGAGGUGACACACACAAACGCCAUCAUCUCAGUAGAGAUCCCAUAUCCGUACCGCAAAAUGUAUAUCCUGGUGCAAUACAAUAACGGCUUCUUCACAGACAUUCAGAACCUGAAGAGUCAAAAGGAAGAGAUUGAGCUACAGAAUCUGAAACCCCACUCUGACUACACGUACUGUGUGGCAUCGAUACGGAACUCCUUACGAUUCAAUCACACUUGCCUAACUAUUUCAACAGGCCCCAAAACGGAGAGGGAUCACAUGCCGAGUGACUCAACUGCUACACACUAUAUCAUGACCAUCCUAGGCUGCCUGUUCGGGAUGGUUGUUGUGCUAGGAAUAGUGUACCACUGCCUGCGGAAACGCAAGAAGCAGGAUGAGCCUAAGAGUAAGAGGCUCGAGAAGAUGAAGAGAAAUCUCAUCGAGUUGAAAUAUGGCGCUGAACUGGAAGGGGGCACUAUCCCACAGCUCACACAGAAACAGGUUCUGGCUGCAGGGGAAACUGUACAGAGAGUUCCGUACUUACCGACCAGUAGCGAGGACCAGUACAGCAUGCAGGAGAUUACGGACACACCAAAAACCACAAAAGGGAAUUACAUGGAGGUGCGCACAUCAUCCGAGCAGCCUGAUCACAGGGAUUGCGGCGUCCCUGUAUCUGGAACCCAGGGAUCCGUGGCUGAGAUUUCAACCAUCGCCAAAGAAGUGGACAAAGUGAAUCAGAUCAUCAACAACUGCAUUGAUGCACUCAAAUCUGAAUCAACAUCCUUCCAGGCAGUGAAAUCAGGUGCUGUAUCUACAGCUGAGCCUCAACUAGUGCUCAUAUCCGAACACCCACCUGGAAAGUCCAAAGGUUUCUUGUCACCAGUCUAUAAGGGUGGGUAUCACCACCCCUUGCAGAGGCAUCAUAGUAUGGAUGCCCCACCAAAACGUCCCAGCACAUCAUCAAGUGGUUCUGUACGCAGCCCACGCUCCUUUCGGUCGGACGGAGCCUAUCGGUCAGAGUCCAAAUACGUAGAGAGCACAUCUCCAUUGGAUGAGUCGGGAAUCCUGACCGUCAUGCCAGCUGCGGCAAUCCUACGAGCCGAAGCUGAGAGGAUACGACAAUACAGCGAGCAUCGGCACUCGUACCCCGGACCACACCACAUUGGAGAUCCUCUGGAAGCACCCGAAAGCCGGAAGACAUCCAUUCUGGAACCUCUGACACGGUCAAGACCACGUGAGCUCUCGUACUCACAGCUCUCCCCACAGUAUCACAACCUGAGUGGCUACUCCAGCCCAGAGUACUCCUGCAGGCCGAGCCUCAGCCUAUGGGAGCGCUUCAAACUUCAUCGGAAACGCCAUAGAGACACCGAGGAGUACAUGGCAGCGGGUCAUGCCCUGCGGAGGAAAGUACAGUUCGCCAAAGAUGAGGACCUCCACGACAUCCUGGAUUACUGGAAGGGCGUUUCUGCACAACAGAAAUCAUGA
Molecule: messenger RNA, 2448 nt
Organism: Chanos chanos (milkfish)
Lineage: Eukaryota; Metazoa; Chordata; Actinopteri; Gonorynchiformes; Chanidae
Gene: elfn1b
Product: extracellular leucine-rich repeat and fibronectin type III domain containing 1b
Exons: 1
Coding region: 1-2448 (815 amino acids)
Cellular component (GO): plasma membrane
Molecular function (GO): protein binding
Source: RefSeq, a predicted model, not a curated record